Gaeumannomyces tritici R3-111a-1 is the source of this 237-nucleotide messenger RNA. RefSeq lists its product as hypothetical. The transcript has a single exon. The record is from RefSeq and is a predicted model, not a curated record. The coding region runs from base 1 to 237 and encodes 78 amino acids. NCBI's taxonomy places the organism in Eukaryota, Fungi, Ascomycota, Sordariomycetes, Magnaporthales, Magnaporthaceae.
AUGGGCUACCUUAGUUUCUCUCGACAGGCAAGGAGCACAGCAAAAAGAAAGUCUGGUUCCGGGGGAGGGGAGCUGAACACCCAGGACGGGAGGUCGGCUAGGCCGCAAACUCCCGGUAUAACCCGCCGAACUCCCGGCGGGGUGGGCGCCAGGAGGAAAGAAAAGGGUGUGUGGGAGUGCGUGGGUGGCAUCAGUCCAGCGCAAAAGAGGGUGGGCGAGUGGAUGGGUGAUGAUUGA